AGGGCCGGUGGGCCGCAAAAUCCAACAUGAAAAUCCUCGUGGCUUUGGCCGUGUUUUUUCUCGUCUCCACUCAGCUAUUGGCAGAAGAAAUGGGUGCCAAUGAUGAUCUAAAUUAUUGGUCUGACUGGUCGGACAGUAACCAGAUCAAGGAGGAGCUACCAGAACCCUUUGAGCAUCUUCUGCAGAGAAUCGCCCGGAGGCCCAAGCCUCAGCAGUUCUUCGGAUUAAUGGGCAAACGGGAUGCUGAUUCCUCAAUUGAAAAACAAGUGGCCCUGUUAAAAGCUCUUUAUGGACAUGGCCAGAUCUCUCACAAAAGGCAUAAAACAGAUUCCUUUGUUGGACUAAUGGGCAAAAGAGCUUUAAAUUCUGUGGCCUAUGAAAGGAGUGUAAUGCCGAAUUAUGAAAGAAGACGUAAAUAAACUAUGUAAAAUGUAUUUAUUAAGCUUCAUUUGUGUCAAUGGAUAAUGAAAGGUAAAAUAAAACAUGCACUAUGAUGAAUAAUUAUUUAUUUAGUAACAGUUGUUGUUAUGAGUUAAAGACUCAGAAAGUGUUUAUUUUUCUUAUUGUGUCAAUGUGUGUUGUAAACUGGUGUUGUAAUGAUAAUUCUCUCAAAGUUAGAUAUCAAUGGUAAUUUCUCAACAAAGCACAGUAUCCAAUCCAGUUGUAAACACUUGCUAGUGACAGUCAGUCUCCAGAGAAAGAAACGGCUGCUCUGAAGCAUGAGUUACUGCUGAAAGGGAGGCACUCCUGCCUGUUCCUGUUCUCCCACUGAUUGCUUUCCUCGUGAAAAUAUACUGAGUCUGCUAUCAAUUUGUAUUUGUAUCCUUGCAGCAUGCAUCAUGUUCUGUGACUGUAUAGAGAUGUUCUUAAAGGUUUUAAUGUGAUUCUAAUGUAU
Molecule: messenger RNA, 895 nt
Organism: Dipodomys spectabilis (banner-tailed kangaroo rat)
Lineage: Eukaryota; Metazoa; Chordata; Mammalia; Rodentia; Heteromyidae
Gene: Tac1
Product: tachykinin precursor 1
Exons: 7
Coding region: 27-419 (130 amino acids)
Biological process (GO): tachykinin receptor signaling pathway
Source: RefSeq, a predicted model, not a curated record